Messenger RNA from Peronospora matthiolae, 234 nucleotides. Lineage: Eukaryota; Oomycota; Peronosporomycetes; Peronosporales; Peronosporaceae. The record is from the annotation of a GenBank genome assembly.
AUGGAAGACAAUCAAUCGUGCAUCAAGAUGACGAAGAAUCCUGUGAACCAUGGUCGGGCCAAUCACGUCAACACCAAGUACCACCACAGUCGCGAUGAAGUCAAGCGUGGUGAUGACAAGUCGGAGUACUGUGAGACUGCGAUGAUGAUGGCGGACAUCAUGACAAAGGGACUGCCAGGACCGCGUCACAGGGAAUUGACGGCAGCGCUUGGCAUACACGCGUGUUCGCAUUGA